AUUGCGUUUCAACUUUCAAGUUUCAGCCCUCUUCUCGUGUACAUAUUCAAAUUUCCGACGAGUCGCGCACUCUCACCCCGGAAUAUUUCGGUCCGCAAGUCACAAUUCGUAUCCCAUUAUGGAUACCCGUUUACCGUUGUGGAUUAUUCUCUCGGUUUCGCUAUUCGUUUUAAUCUUAGAAGCGAAAACCAUCGACCCCUACAAGAUUCUUGGGGUUGAGCGAAAUGCAAGCCAACGUGAAAUUCAGAAGGCUUUCCACAAGCUUUCUCUUCAACAUCAUCCAGACAAGAAUAAAAACAAGGGAGCGCAAGAGAAGUUCGCUGAAAUUAAUAAUGCUUACGAAAUUUUAUCUGAUGAAGAAAAGAGAAAAAACUAUGAUAUGUAUGGGGAUGAGAAGGGUAGUCCUGGAUUUGAUGCUGGCUAUUCUGGGGACAAUGGUGGAUAUACUUAUUUCAGGAGUGGUGGACCAGGGCAUGAUCGGUUUAAUUUCAGACCUGGUGAAUGGCAGAGUACGGAUGGCCAGGGAGGUUCCAAGUCAUUCUCUUUUUCUUUUGGUGGUUCUGGUGGUCCAGGAUCAUUUGAUUUUGGUAUUGAUGAUAUUUUUGCCAAUUUUUUUGGCGGUGAAAGCAAAGGUGGGGGUUGGUUUGGUGGUUUUGGUGGUUCGUCUCAGUCUGCCACUAGGAGUUCCCCAAAGAGCAUUAGGACCAUCAAUUCACAGGCCUUUCAGAAAGAAAUAGCUGACCAGGGGAUCACAUGGCUUUUGUUAUCUUACACACCUUCAUUGAAGGAGAAUCAACACUUCGAAUCAAUCAUAGAGGAGGUUGCCAGUUCACUUGGAGGAGCUUUAAAGGUUGGAAGUAUAAAUUGUGACACCGAAUUGUCUUUCUGUAAGGACCUUGGCAUAUAUCCCCGCAGAGCAGCCAGGGUGUUUGUGUAUUCUUAUAUAGCAAGUGAUCGGGGUUCCUUGGUGGAGUACAGUGGUGAUUUGGCUGUGAAGAGUUUGAAAUCUUUUUGCCAAGAACACUUGCCAAGAUUUUCAAAAGGAGUUGACCUGAGUCAUUUUGAAUUUUCCUCUGCGACAGUUGAAAAAUUGCCUAGGGUCAUGCUUCUUUCUAAAAAAAAAGAUACACCUGCUAUUUGGCGAGUUCUCAGUGGGUUGUAUCGCAAACGGUUUGUCCUCUAUGAUUCAGAGGUUCGUGAUGUUACUGAUCCAGCUGUGAAAAGGUUAGGAGUUGAUGCACUUCCUGCUAUAGUUGGUUGGCUAUCAAAUGGGGAGAAGCAUAUUCUUAAAACAGGGAUCUCUGUGAAAGAUCUGAAAUCAGCAGUUCAUGAUCUUAGUAAUUUACUUGAUAGUUUUGAGAAAAAGAACAAGAAGGCAGGAGCCAAGAAAGCACAAGCUGCUACGGUGGAGAAACAUAUACCUCUGCUUACAGGGUCAAGUUUUGAUGCUCUAUGUGGUGAGUCAACUCCGGUUUGCAUUAUUGGUGCUUACAGAUCUUCCAGAGCAAGGGAAAAGCUGGAAUCAAUCCUAUCCAUGGUGUCUCAGAAAUCACUAUCAAGGCGGCGAAUUUCAGCCUUUGGCUCGAGGGAUUCCAUUUCCUACACCCUCUUAGAUGCCACAAAGCAGGCAGCAUUCCUAAAUGCAUUUGACAAAGGAGGAUUUAAAUCCGCAGAUAAGUUGUUAGUGGCCUACAAACCACGGAAGAGGAAGUUUGCAGCUUAUGUAGGUGAAAUGACGACAGAAGAAGUAGAGGGGUUUAUCAGCUCUGUACUUAAUGGGGACAUACAGUUUAAGGAGACACGACAGAAACCAAGCCUCAAGUGAGCGAGCGAAUUUUAACAAGCAGGCCUGGACCAUCUGGUUUCUGGUUUCGUGUACAUGGCCAGAGUGAUAGCGUCAUUAACAUUAGUACAGCAACUAUACAAAAUCGAGGGGGCUAUAGCAAUUAUUAGCAAAGAGAUCUUGGUUCUGAUUUAACCUCGACAUGCCACCUGUAGUCGUCACUUAAGUAGAUUAGA
Messenger RNA from Juglans microcarpa x Juglans regia, 2019 nucleotides. Its product is annotated as dnaJ protein ERDJ3A. The coding region runs from base 119 to 1825 and encodes 568 amino acids. The record is from RefSeq and is a predicted model, not a curated record. Lineage: Eukaryota; Viridiplantae; Streptophyta; Magnoliopsida; Fagales; Juglandaceae. The transcript has 7 exons.